This is a messenger RNA of Nipponia nippon (crested ibis), 623 nucleotides long. The record is from RefSeq and is a predicted model, not a curated record. Lineage: Eukaryota; Metazoa; Chordata; Aves; Pelecaniformes; Threskiornithidae.
AUGAAUUCUGCCUGUAUUUUCAAGGGCCUGGGUUUCAGCCCCCCUGCGCACUCCCGUAACGACUGGAUCGGCCCCCCCGACAAGCACUCCAACCUGCGGCCCGUCAUCUUCUACGUGCCCCCGGAGGAGUCGCCCCUGGAGCGGCGGCUGAGGGAGGCACGGCAGGAGGCCCAGGCCUGCGACCAGCGCUUCUGGGCACGGCACAACCGUGCCUUCCGCCAGGAAAAAGAAGAAUUUAUUUAUUCAAGACUGAAAGCGAAGGGUCUGGAAAUGAGAGAUGAAACAGGUCAAAAAGCAACACUGAAUGCAGAAGAAAUGGCUGACUUUUACAAGGACUUUCUAAGUAAAAAUUUUAGAAAGCAUAUGCAGUAUAACAGAGAUUGGUAUAAACGUAACUUUACUAUCACAUUCCUCAUGGGACAAGUAGCACUGGUGAGAGCUCUGAGGUGGCUUCGUUGGAAAAAGAAAAAUGUUGGAAAUUAGUGAUCACAGCUCCAUGAAGAAUGCAACACUAGCUAGGCCUGCUAUAAACUUGUGAUGUUCAGAAUCUGAAUGACUAAUGUAAUAAUUGCUUGAAUCUGUUCGUUAAACUAUGUAAAUAAAAGUUGCCAUUGAUCUUAAUU